This is a messenger RNA of Coregonus clupeaformis (lake whitefish), 5695 nucleotides long. RefSeq names its product dynein axonemal heavy chain 11-like. The record is from RefSeq and is a predicted model, not a curated record. Gene Ontology annotation, cellular component: dynein complex. Gene Ontology annotation, molecular function: minus-end-directed microtubule motor activity; dynein light intermediate chain binding; dynein intermediate chain binding. Lineage: Eukaryota; Metazoa; Chordata; Actinopteri; Salmoniformes; Salmonidae. Gene Ontology annotation, biological process: microtubule-based movement.
GACCACAUCUAUGGCCUGCCAUACCACACUGAGGUGUUACAUCACUCUGACCCAGUCUCUCCACCUGACGAUGAGUGGCGCCCCAUCUGGUCCAGCAGGCACUGGGAAGACUGAAACCACCAAGGACCUGGGCCGUUCCCUAGGCAUCAUGGUCUAUGUAUUCAACUGCUCCGAACAGAUGGACUACAAGUCCAUAGGGAACAUCUAUAAAGGUCUGGCCCAGACGGGUGUGUGGGGCUGUUUUGAUGAGUUCAACAGGAUCUCUGUGGAGGUGCUAUCUGUGGUGGCAGUACAGGUCAAAACCAUACAGGACGCCAUCAGGAACAAGAGACAGAGGUUCUAUUUCCUAGGUGAGGAGAUUGAGCUGAGGCCGACUGUAGGGAUUUUUAUCACUCUGAACCCAGGCUAUGCUGGGAGAACUGAACUACCAGAGAACCUCAAGGCCUUGUUCAGGCCGUGUGCAAUGGUGAUUCCUGACUUUGAGUUGAUCUGUGAGAUCAUGCUGGUGGCUGAGGGAUUCAUCGAUGCUCGCCUGCUCGCACGCAAGUUCAUCAGCCUGUACACGCUCUGCAAGGAGCUGCUCUCUAAACAGGACCACUAUGACUGGGGCCUGAGGGCCAUCAAGUCAGUGCUGGUGGUGGCUGGAUCACUGAAGAGAGAGGACAGGAGCAGACCAGAGGAACAGGUCCUGAUGCGAGCGUUGAGGGACUUUAACCUUCCUAAAAUAGUAACCAGUGACGUCCCCAUAUUCCUGGGUCUGAUCAGUGACCUGUUUCCCCUGCUGGACGUCCCCAGGAAGAGAGACCCAGAGCUGGAGACAGCUGUACGACAUCUACACCUGCAGCCUGAGGAAAACUUCAUACUCAAGGUGACUCAGUUGGAGGAGCUGCUGUCUGUCAGACACUCAGUGUUUGUAGUGGGAGGAGCUGGGACGGGGAAGAGCCAGAUCUUGAAGACCCUCCACAGAACCUAUGCUAACCUGAGGAUGAAGCCUGUGUGGCACGACAUCAACCCUAAAGCUGUGACCACAGAUGAACUGUUCGGCUAUCUACACCCUGCUACCAGAGAAUGGAAGGACGGCCUGUUCUCCUCCACUAUGAGGGAGCUGACACGACAGGUGGGCCAUGACGGGCCCAAGUGGAUAGUUCUGGAUGGAGACAUAGACCCCAUGUGGAUAGAAUCCCUCAACACUGUCAUGGACGACAACAAGGUGUUAACCUUGGCCAGUAAUGAGCGUAUCAGUCUAUCUUCCUCCAUGCGGCUGCUUUUUGAGAUCAGCCAGCUAAGAGCUGCAACCCCAGCCACAGUCUCCCGCGCUGGGAUACUAUACGUCAAUCCACAAGACCUGGGCUGGAGCUCGUACGUGACAAGUUGGAUUGACACCAGGCAGGCCCAAUCAGAGCGAGCCAACUUGACCAUCCUGUUUGACAAGUACGUUCCCUACUGCCUGGAGCAGGUCCGCUGUAACCUCAAGACCAUCACUCCUAUACCUGAGAACAGCAUGGUGCAGACGCUGUGUUCCUUGUUGGACUGCCUGCUGACAGAAGACAACACUCCUCCUGACUCUCCCAGAGAACUCUAUGAGAUCUACUUUGUCUUCGCCUGCGUCUGGGCCUUUGGAGGAGCUCUGUUCCAGGACCACUUGAUAGACUAUCGUGCUGAGUUCAGUCGCUGGUGGUCGAAGGAGAUGAGAGCGGUGAAGUUCCCUUCGCAGGGCACAGUGUUCGACUACUUCAUAGACUCAGACACUAAGAAGUUCACUCCCUGGAGUGAGAGGACGCCCCGGUUCGAGCUGGAGCCUGAAGUCCCCCUACAGACGGUGCUAGUCCACUCGGCAGAGACCAUCUGUCUGACGUACUUCAUAGACCUGCUGCUGCAGAGAGGGAAGCCUGUGAUGUUGGUGGGGAACGCUGGAGUUGGGAAGACCAUCCUGGUGUCUGAUAAAGUAGCCAAGCUAAAGGAGGACUACAUGGUGGCUAAAGUCCCCUUCAACUACUACACCACCUCGGCUAUGCUACAGCGUGUGUUAGAGAAGCCUCUAGAGAAGAAGGCAGGGCGUAACUAUGCUCCUCCUGGAACCAAGAAACUCAUCUACUUCAUAGACGACCUCAACAUGCCUGAGGUGGAUGUGUAUGGUACUGUCCAACCACACACACUCAUACGCCAGCACCUGGACUACAACCACUGGUAUGACAGACAGAGGCUGGUGCUGAAAGAAAUCCAUAACUGCCAGUACAUCACCUGUAUGAACCCUACAGCAGGGAGCUUCUCAGUGAACCCCAGACUACAGAGGCAUUUCUCAGUGUUUGCAGUUCAUUUCCCUAGCGCUGAGGCACUAGCCACCAUCUUCACUAGCAUCCUGUCAGCCCACUUCCUCCAGGGGGGCUUCAGCUACGGCGUCUCGCGCUCUGUAGGAACACUAAUACAGGCAGCCAUCUGUCUCCAUCAGAAGAUCAGUCAGAACUUCCUCCCCACGGCCAUUCGCUUUCACUAUAUCUUCAACCUAAGGGACCUCUCCAACAUCUUCCAGGGUAUUCUGUUUGCCCUGCCAGAUUGUGUGCGUUACCCCAUAGACCUGGUCCAUCUGUGGCUCCAUGAGUCGUCCCGGGUGUACUCUGACAAACUGAUGGAGGAGAAGGAUGUGGAACUCUUCAACAAGAUCCUACUGGACACUGGCAAGAGAUACUUUGAGGGUAUAGAUGAGUCUAUGUUCAUCCACCAGCCCCUGGUGUACUGUCACUUUGCCCAUGGGGUGGGGGAGCCCAGGUACCACCAGGCAUCAGACUGGGAGAAGCUCCAGAAGACCCUGACUGAUGCUCUGGAACACUACAACGAGCUGCAUGCUGUCAUGAACCUGGUGCUGUUUGAGGAGGCCAUGCAGCAUGUGUGUCGUAUCAGUCGUAUCCUGGAGGCCCCCCAUGGUAAUGCUCUGCUGGUGGGGGUGGGAGGCAGUGGGAAGCAGAGUCUGUGUCGCCUCGCUGCCUUCCUCAGUACCCUGGAGGUGUUCCAGAUUACACUGAGGAAAGGCUACGGAAUACAUGACCUACGGAGUGAUAUAGCAGCGCUGUAUAUCAAGGUGGGGGUGAAGAAUAUUGGGACAGUCUUCCUCCACACAGACGCCCAGAUCCCAGACGAACGCUUCCUGGUCCUCAUCAACGACAUGCUGGCAUCAGGGGACAUCCCAGACCUGUUCAGUGAGGAGGAAGUGGAUAUGAUCGUCACGUCCAUCCGUAUGGAGCUAAGAGGACUGGGCCUGAUGGACAACAGAGACAACUGCUGGGCCUUCUUCAUCGAGAGGAUACGCCGACAACUCAAGGUGGUCCUGUGUUUUUCCCCGGUAGGGUUCACCCUGCGUACCCGUGCUCGUAAGUUCCCGGCCCUGGUCAACUGUACGGCCAUAGACUGGUUCCACUCCUGGCCUCAGCUGGCCCUACAGUCUGUCAGCACCACCUUCAUAGAGAAGAUACCUGACUUGGAGCCGGAUGUCCGUGCGUCCAUCAGUGAGUUUAUCUCCUACGCCCAUACCAGUGUUAACGAGGUGAGUGUGAAGUACCAGCAGAAUGAGAAGCACUUCAACUACACCACUCCCAAGAGCUUCCUAGAGUUUAUGAAGCUGUACGGUAACCUACUGGGGACAAAACGCAGAGAGCUCACCCAGAAGAUGGAGAGACUGGAGAACGGCCUGCAGAAACUACAGACCACAGCCUCACAGGUGGAGGAUCUGAAGGCUAAGUUAGCGGUCCAGGAAGUAGAGUUGUGGCAGAGGAACACAGACACAGAGGCGCUCAUCUCUAAGAUCGGCCAACAGACAGACAAACUCAACCAGGAGAGGGCUGUGGCAGACGCAGAGGAACAGAGGGUAGGAACCAUCCAGGCUGAGGUGACCACGCAACAACAGCAGAGUGAAAAGGACCUGGCUAAGGCUGAACCUGCCUUACAGGCAGCUAACGCAGCCCUCAACACACUCAACAGGCUGAACCUGACAGAGUUGAGGACGUUCCCUAACCCCCCAGCCAUAGUGACUAACGUGUCUGCUGCUGUCAUGGUGCUACUGGCUCCUCAUGGUAAAUUACCCAAAGACCGCAGCUGGAAGGCAGCAAAAGUUGUCAUGAGCAAGGUGGAUGACUUCCUACAGGCGUUGGUGAACUUUGACAAGGAGCACAUCCCUGAGGCGACAGUGAGGUGUGUGAGAGAUGAGUUCCUCAGUGACCCAGAGUUUAACCCUGAGUUUGUCAGACUCAAAUCCUCUGCCGCCGCUGGCCUCUGUGCCUGGGUCACCAACAUCAUACGCUUCCACGAGAUGUAUGUGUUCUGUGAGGUGGAGGUGAAGAAGCUGUGUCUGUCUCAGGCUAAUGCUGACCUGGCUGAGGCUGCAGACAAACUAGAAGCCAUUAGGAAGAAACUAGCUGAGUUGGACAGUAGUCGGGACACCCUGACGGCUGCGUUUGAGAAGGCUACCUCUGAGAAGCUUCGCUGUCAGGACGAGGUCAACCACACCAACAAGACCAUCGAACUGGCCAAUCGCCUCGUCAAAGGACUUGAGUCGGAGAAUGUGCGUUGGGCCCACUCUGUAGCUGGGUACCAUGAGCAGGAGGAGACUCAGUGUGGAGACAUUCUGCUGACUGCAGCCUUCAUCUCCUACGCUGGAUCCUUCUCUAAGAAGUACCGCAGAGAACUCCUGGAGAACCUCUGGAUGCCCUUCCUACGUGGCCAGAAGAUCCCCAUCCCAAUGACAGAGGGGUUAGAUCCAGUGUGUAUGCUGACUGAUGAUGCUACCGUGGCUCAGUGGAACAACGAGGGGUUGCCGGGAGACAAGAUGUCCACUCAGAACGCCACCAUCCUCACCAACUGUGAACGCUGGCCACUGCUCAUUGACCCCCAACUGCAGGGCAUCAAGUGGAUCAAGAUUCGCUAUGGCAACAGCCUCAAGGUUGUCAGCCUGGGAGAGAAAGGGUAUGUGGAUGUGAUAGAGCAGGCAGUGGUGACAGGAGACACUGUUCUCAUAGAGAAUCUGGAGGAGACCAUCGACCCUGUCAUAGACCCUCUACUGGGACGACACACCAUCAAGAAGGGCAGUUGUAUAAAGGUGGGGGAUAAAGAGUGUUUCUUCCACCCAGCGUUCAGACUGAUCCUCCACACUAAGCUGGCUAACCCCCACUAUAAGCCUGAGAUCCAGGCCCAGACCACCCUCAUCAACUUCACUGUUACAAGAGAUGGCCUGGAGGACCAGCUGCUGGCCCAGGUGGUCAAUCUGGAGAGGCCCGAUCUCGAGCACCUCAAGAGUGACCUGACCAAGCAGCAGAACCUGUUUAAGAUCGAGCUGAAGCUGUUGGAGGAUGAACUGCUGGGGCGUCUCUCUGCUGCUGAGAGCAACUUCCUAGGAGACAACGUCCUGGUGGAGAAACUAGAGACCACCAAACACACGGCCGCAGAGAUCGAGAUGAAGGUUCUGGAGGCGAAGGUGAACGAGGUGAAGAUCAACGAGGCUAGAGAACACUACCGCCCCGUAGCGGUCAGAUCCUCUCUGCUCUACUUCAUCAUGAAUGACCUCAACAAGAUCAACCCCAUGUACCAGUUCAGCCUCAUUUAACCUUUAUUUAUACAGGCGUUUAACGUGGUGUUCCACAAGGCGGUGGAGCAGGCAGAGGUGUGUGAGGACGUGAGGAGCAGAGUUAACACUCUAAUAGACGACAUC